AUGGAGUACAUCUAAAAAAUGAUAAGACCAUUUACAGAUCGGUCUAAUUACUAUGUUAAUCAACCUAACUCAUUCAAGAGAAAAGAAUCAAAACACACUCAUGAUCCAUAAUAAGUUUUACUAUACAUCAAGUAAAUCUUUUUCACUCUUUAAACACAACAGGUUAAUAUUGCGUUUUAAUCAUUUUAGAAUGUCAACAUGUCUUUUCUAAAUCCAAAUUAUUUUUUAGAUAUCUAAUCUGAUCUCAAUCCAGAAAUGAGAGCAUAAAUGGUAUUCAUUAUGUAUAAUAUCCAUAAGAUAGACGAAGUUCAUAAACUAUGCACUACACAUAAAGCUUAGAGAAGAACUUUUCAUUAAACUAUUUAUUUACUAGAUGUUUAUUUAAGUACAAAUAGAAUAUUUACCGCUCAAAUCGAGUCUAUAUAUAAAACAUGUUAUUUUAUUGCUUCCAAAUAUGAAGAAGUAUUUUUAUUCUCAUUUUAUAGAUUUAUCCAAGUCCAUUAUGGCGUUAUGCACAUGAUAGAGAUGAAAUGCAAGAAAUAUUUUAAAUGGAAAAAGAGUUAUUAUCUAUCCUAGAUUUUAAAUUAGUUACAGCAUCCUCUUAUGUUUGGCUCAAUUAUUAUUGGACCAUUAUCAAUAUAGUUGAAAAAACCAACAAUUGGCUCUCAUAUUCCUUAUUACUUUUAGAUGUGGCUGUUUAUAAUAUUAAUAUUAUUAAAUAUGAACCAUCCAAAAUUGCAUGUGCUUCACUUUUUACAAGUGCCAUCAUGUUAAAUAUAUCAAUUAACUGGAAUAGUUUUGCAUCUCAAUAUGGGUUACAUUUCUAACAUGAAAUCAAAGUAUACAAUUAACUCUAUUAAAACUAGGAAAUUUCAAAUUUAAUUAUGAUAACAUUAAAAGAGAGUGUAAAUUUAAAAAGAGAAAUUGUAAAGCAUAUGUAAUUGCAAAAAGAUAAAGAUAUUUCUUGA
Molecule: messenger RNA, 968 nt
Organism: Paramecium sonneborni
Lineage: Eukaryota; Ciliophora; Oligohymenophorea; Peniculida; Parameciidae
Source: the annotation of a GenBank genome assembly